CGCUCCUUCCCGCCCCCCCCUCGCCUCUCUCGCUCCCCUCCGCCUUCCUCCCGCGAGACUUCCGGGGCACCGUCGGUGCGGCCGGCCGGAGCCAUGAGCGAGGACGGCGGCGGGGCCUGGGACCCCGCUUCCCCGGCCUCCAAGCAGCGGCGCCUCGACGCCUCGGCCUGUCAGUCGCAGAAGGAGACCGAGGCGGCCCAGGCACUGGCUGACAUGACGGCUUGGAGCGGCGGGGGGCGCGAAACCGCCGCCGAGCGGCAGGGGGCGCGCGAAACCGCCGACGACGAGGGGAGCCUGGAAACCGCCGCCGCCCAGCAGGGGGCGCCCGAAACCGCCAACCCGCCGGGGCUUCCCGGGAAGGACUUGGGCGCCCGGGGUGGCCGCGCUCGGCGCGACUCGAAGGCCGACGGGGAGGAGGAGCGGCCCGGGGACGGCGAAGGCGGCGCAGGAGCCGAAGCGGAGGGAAAGGGAGAGCUAGAAACCGCCGCCCGGCGCGCCAGGGGGAGCCUGGAAACCACCAAAGCGGCGGAGGAAGAGGAGGCGGCGGCGGGAGAUGGCCGGGAGGGCCGGAGGAAGAGGAAGGAGGCCAAGGAGAGGCGGAGGGUGGCCGAGUUGGCGGCGGCGGCUGCUGCUGCGGCGGCGGCGGAGGACGAGUGCUCCAUCAUCUCGGUGGGCGAGGACGAUGACGAGGAGGACGGAGGAGGAGGAGGGGGGGGAGGAAGGCCGCCCGCCAAGACGGAGCAGUACCUGGAGGCGCUGGAGGCCGUGCAGGUGGAGCUGGAGGCCGUCAACCAGCAGGCCGGCCGGGCCUUCAGCCAGCUCAAGGCCAAGUUCGGCCACAUCCGGCGGCCCCACCUGGAGAGGCGCAACCGCAUCAUCCAGAACAUCCCCGGCUUCUGGGUCACCGCCUUUCUCAAUCACCCUCAGCUUUCAGCCAUGAUCAAUGACCGGGAUGAGGAUACGCUGAGCUACAUGACCAAUCUGCAGGUUGAGGAGUUCACCCACGGAAAGUCCGGCUGCAAGAUCAAGUUCUAUUUCAACAGCAAUCCCUACUUCCAGAAUGAGGUCAUCGUGAAGGAAUUCCAGUGUGGGUCUUCAGGGAGGCUGGUGUCCCACUCGACGCCCAUCCGCUGGUGGCGCGGCCUGGACCCCCUGGCUCACGGCCGGAAGAGCUUCGAGAUGAACCGCAGCUUCUUCAGCUGGUUCUGCGACCACAGCUUCCCAGCGGGGGACCGCAUUGCCGAGAUCAUCAAAGAGGAUCUCUGGCCCAACCCGCUGCAGUACUACCUGAUGGGAGAGGGGGGUGAAAACGGCGAGGAAGACAGCGAGACAGAGAACGGGGACGACUUUGUGGUCAUCGUGGAUGACGAUGGGGAAGACGAGGAGGAAGAGGGAGAGGAGGAGGACGAGGAGGAGGAAGAAGCAGCAGCAACAGCGGCGGACGUGCAGGAGAUCAUGGACGAGGAGACAGAGCACGGUGACGCCGUGGAAGAGAUCCUGAGCAGCCAAGAAGAGAACGCGGCCGGCCCUGCCUCCUCCGUCCGCGAAGAACCGGACGGGAGGGAUUCAGGGGCCGAAGAAGAUGGCUAGCCCGGUCCACGCAGAGACCGCCCGUCUGGCUGGACUUUCCCACGGCGACCCCCGUGGCACUCUGACCAAUUGCACUUGGCCGCGGCGGCAGGAGAAAAGGGGAGCGGUUCGAAGGCGCCUUCCCGCUCGGGAGCAGCAGUCACGUUGGUUGUUUUGUACCUUUAUUUAUUGCAGCGACUGCAGUUCCCCCCGCCCCGCCCUUCGGGGGGGAGGAGGGACCACCACACACCAGCAGCCCCCCUCCCCCUCCUUACCUGUCCGAUGCUUGGCAUCUCUCCUUACCUGCCUGUGUGGGGACUGUUUGCAUAUUUACGCCUCCCCCCUCCCCGGUGGCUGCUCAGGUUU
This is a messenger RNA of Gekko japonicus, 1935 nucleotides long. RefSeq names its product TSPY-like 2 (gene TSPYL2). Gene Ontology annotation, molecular function: histone binding; chromatin binding. Gene Ontology annotation, biological process: nucleosome assembly. The record is from RefSeq and is a predicted model, not a curated record. The transcript is spliced from 7 exons. NCBI's taxonomy places the organism in Eukaryota, Metazoa, Chordata, Lepidosauria, Squamata, Gekkonidae. Gene Ontology annotation, cellular component: chromatin; nucleus. The coding region runs from base 94 to 1590 and encodes 498 amino acids.